Oreochromis aureus is the source of this 1333-nucleotide messenger RNA. It is a transcript of the gene ppa1b, whose product is annotated as inorganic pyrophosphatase 1b. Gene Ontology annotation, biological process: phosphate-containing compound metabolic process. The transcript is spliced from 11 exons. Gene Ontology annotation, cellular component: cytoplasm. The coding region runs from base 98 to 973 and encodes 291 amino acids. Gene Ontology annotation, molecular function: inorganic diphosphate phosphatase activity; magnesium ion binding. The record is from RefSeq and is a predicted model, not a curated record. Lineage: Eukaryota; Metazoa; Chordata; Actinopteri; Cichliformes; Cichlidae.
CCCUCGGUGACUGACAACGCAGCGCGACAGCCUUGCGCAGACUACCGACGCCAUCCUUCACCCAAAUCCAGCGUGAAACAGAAAGCCAAACGAAAACAUGAGCUUCUCGGUAGAACAGAGGGGAAACCAGAACUCCCUGAGCUACCGCUUGUUUUUCAAAAAUGCUGAAGGGAAGUACAUCUCACCAUUUCAUGACAUACCUAUGUAUGCUGACGAGGGCCAGAACAUCUUUCACAUGGUUGUUGAAGUGCCAAGAUGGACAAAUGCAAAAAUGGAGAUUGCUACAAAAGACCUGUUGAAUCCAAUAAAGCAGGACGUUAAGAAGGGCAAGCUGCGCUAUGUUGCCAAUGUUUUCCCACAUAAAGGCUACAUAUGGAACUACGGAGCCAUUCCUCAGACGUGGGAAGAUCCGGCACAUAAAGAUGGAGAUACUGGCUGCUGCGGUGACAAUGAUCCCAUAGAUGUCUGUGAGAUCGGCAGUAAGGUGUGCUCCCGUGGUGACGUAAUCAAAGUGAAAGUCCUCGGCAUCCUGGCCAUGAUCGACGAGGGCGAAACAGAUUGGAAAGUGAUUGCAAUCAAUGUCGAUGACCCCGAGGCCAGCGAGUUUAACAACAUUGGUGAUGUCCGGCGCCUGAAACCUGGCUACCUGGAGGCCACAGUCAACUGGUUCAGGAGGUACAAAGUGCCAGAUGGGAAACCAGAAAACCAGUUUGCUUUCAAUGAGGAGUUCAAAGACAAGGACUUUGCCAUUGAAGUAAUCAAGAGCACUCACAACUUCUGGAACACCCUCAUUUCCCAAAAAGUUAACGCUGGUGAACUGAACUGCAAAAACACAUGCGUCUCAGCUGGCGACAGCCCUUUCUGCUGCUCUGCAGAUGAAGCUACUGCUGCUGUUGGUGAGACAUGGCCGUGUGGAAAAGAAGAGCCUGUCCCCUCGUCAGUUGAUAAAUGGUUCUACUAUGAGAGGAAGUAAAAGAAGACCUUCAAGUGGACCAGGAGGAAAGCUCAUCUCUCACAGGAAUACUUGAAGACAGACUUGGAUUAGGAACCAAUGGGAUGAUGGGUGGUGGGGUCUGGGUUUACCUAUUUUCUUGUAGAUGGAGAAGAAUAGCGAUACUAUUGAUCAAUAGUAAUGAUACUGUAGAGAAAGAGAGCACUUAUGUCAUGACCAACGAUUUUUCGCUUAUUUACCAAAAAAAAAAAAAAAAAAAAAGUAAUCUCUUUGGAGAUGUGCUGUAAUGAACAAAGUACAGGUACUGUGCCUAGUAGAUACGUGUGUCCUGUCUGAGACUGAACUGCUUUAAUAAAGCUUCUCUGGUUAAUUUAUCGUCAA